Messenger RNA from Colletotrichum navitas, 446 nucleotides. RefSeq lists its product as uncharacterized. The record is from RefSeq and is a predicted model, not a curated record. Bases 7 to 246 code for a protein of 79 amino acids. NCBI's taxonomy places the organism in Eukaryota, Fungi, Ascomycota, Sordariomycetes, Glomerellales, Glomerellaceae. The transcript has a single exon.
CUGGUGAUGAUAAUAGUAGUGGCGGUGGUGGUGGUGGUAGUGGUGGUGCUGCUGCUGCGUACCUAUGUUACUGCUAUAUGUUGUUGGUGCUCGCUCUCUACCUAUACUAUCUACUUGGUAGUGCGUAAAAGGAGGGGCGUGUGUGUACCGGGAAUGUCACCAGCAGCAGGUAGCGCGGCGGGUAGGGACAAUAAGAGAGGGAACGGGGGCAAUACGAAACCGUCGCAGAGGGGAUGGGGAAGCUAGGACGAGAAAGGCGAUAGGGAUCGGUACGAGUAGUGGAAGGGGAGAGCGAGGACCCAAAGAGUAGCAGGGGCGGGCCGUAAGGCAAGAUCAGUAGCCUACUUUCACAGUACAGAGCAAGCAAUAGAGCGAGAGAGAUGGCCUGCAAGAGCAAGGCGAGCAAAGAUGCAGGUCAGCAAGAGAGCAUAAUUCUCAGAGCGGCC